Porites evermanni is the source of this 11512-nucleotide messenger RNA. Lineage: Eukaryota; Metazoa; Cnidaria; Anthozoa; Scleractinia; Poritidae. The record is from the annotation of a GenBank genome assembly.
AUGAAAUCUAGCUUUAAGAGACGUUCAGCUUUUAGUAUUUAUCAAUCUCAACUUAAAAAGGAAGAUGAAGAUUCACAGAAGGAGCAGGAAAAAGUCGUUAAGACCCCUGGAUCGAAGAAGAGGCGACACGAAGAAAAUUCAACAAGUCGUGCGUCGAUUAGGAAAGUGAGCAAACUCGAUCGUGCUAGCAGCAAAAGUUUAAACGGUGAGGCUGGCGAUGAUGAAAGCUUCGAUCGCGAGGAACACACUCCGGAAAUAGCGGAAUCCAAGCAAAGAGGAAAAGGAACGUUGUUAAGCAAAGCGAAUAAACUGCGACAGAGCCUGACUUUAUCAAGUCGAAAGAAGAAAAUCAAAAGAAACGGAUAUCAAAGCUACGACCGUGGACUGGAGAAGUCUACCAGUAACCUAACGGUGCACAGUUUACCAGAGAAGGCGGGUUGUAAAUCGGACAGUGAAUUAUUGCACAGUGAAGUAGAACAGGAUGAUCUAGUUAAACUGGACCAUGACGAGACUGAAGCUGAUAAGCUUUUUUCUUGGUUAAUAAGCCCAGUGAAACCUAAGAAAUUUUUCAGGUACCGGUUGCAUAUUUGUUACAUGUAAUUUCAUCUUUACCCUAGCCUGCAUGAUAGGCACUUUAUGAGCCAGUUGAGGCAAUUGGGGCAUUCUCGUAAAGCAUGAGACAAGGCAGCCUUCUCACAAAGAUUUUGUGGAGUAGGCUAUGGAAUACGGAGGACUAGGUGGGGGUGAGUAUCUAAAAGGCGCAAGGCUCUAAGGGGGUCUGGGGGCAUGCUCUGGAAAGAGACGGUCGAGAUUUGAAAGGAGGUAGCUUGAUGAGCCGUCAACCAGCUGGGUUUUGAGAAAGCUGUAAUGGGAGGACUUGUCUUGUGCUUCAUGUGAAAUACCCCAGACAAGGAAGGACUCAUCUCGCACUUCAUGCCGUCUCAUGCUUUGAGCGAAAUGCCCCAUUCACCUUGCUUGGGUCAUAAAGUGCCUGUGUUGCAAGCUAUUUUUACCCCAUUCAUGUUUAUAGUGAAAGUCCUUAAUUUAAGGUGACUUUGUAAAUGGAGGGAUGGGAGACACUUGGCCUGGGCAUACAGUGUACAGUCUAUGUGUGCCAGUGAGGGUGUGAAAUGCUACCUAAAUUACUAACCUUAUUAACAGUAAUAACCUCAGCCUUAGUGAUAGUGGACACAAUAUAUGCUUUGCUUUUUCGUUAUAAAAUGUAACACCCUUGGAGAAUAAGCUUGUCUAAAAUUGAAUAAGAUGUUGAGAAUAUAGAGGCCAAAAAACCAUGUCCAAUGGUAAAUCCCCAUGCAAACCAAAUAAGUGCCCCUUCCACCAAUAGAGGGAUGGGUGCCUUAUAGGUUAUUGCUUUGGAGUUCAGAUCUGAAGUUCAAGGUUCAAGUCAUAGCUGUCUGUAUGACUGAAUUAUUUCCUUAGACAAAAGAAAAACCUGUCUCACCUCAACCAACUGUAUUUAACAAUAUUGUUCCUCGAGCCUGAAUAGGCUCUGAGUCAAUUAUAAACCAUGAGGCUGAAGGCUGAAUGGGCUAUUGACUCAGAGGCCAUGAGGGCAAGAGGUUGGUCAAAAAUAUCGAGACAAAACAACUUAAGCUGGUGAAACAUGAUUCAGCCGCCAUAGUUUUGGUUUUCAGAGCUGUCGCUUUUCGCUACUAGUGGGCUAUAACAUAUAGCCUAGCAGUAGUUCAACCAAUCAGAAUGCAGCAUUAAUAAUAGACCACUAGUUGGAUUUUACUAAAUAAGGAUACCAGCUAAAUUGUGGUGUUUUUAACCUGGAAAUUUCUUGUUAGAGGAUCCCACUGAGUUGGAAUUAUUAAAAUAUUUAACACUGAGGACUGGGAUUUAGUGCACCAAACCCUUUCGGCCAACCACUCCAGAACAAUGUUUGAUAUGUGUGAACAACUUGUUCCUGUUCCAGGCUAUGCUGUUUAAAAAAUAAUACAGUACUGGACAACUUUUUGUGUCAAUAUGAAUUUAGCUUUCCAGUAUAUUAUUGUAAACAUAGCCUAAGAAAAUGUUUUUUUUUUCUAUGUGAAUCAGUUAAAUCUUCCCUAUCAUUUUUUUUAGUGAUUUAUGGGAACAAAAGCCUCUGUUAAUAAAGAGACACCAGACAGAGUUUAAUGAGGGAUGGUUCAGUACUAAAGAGCUGGAUGAUAUUCUAAGACAGGUAAUAGCAAGAUUAAUAAUAAUGCCAUACAAUAAUUUAAAAAAGUGAAAUAUAUGGUCCCAAAGAUGACAUUCUGUAAAUUGCUGCUUACAUAGCCCUGGGCUUAUACAUCUUCACAAGGGUUUUUAAAUAGAGGGGCUUAUAUCAGAAGGCGCUUAUAAUGGGAAUAGAAAAGGCAUUUACUGGUUUUUAAGUAACCUGCAUAACAGGUGCUUUAUGGGUAAAGUGAAGUGAACAUGGCAUUUCAUGCAAAGGGUGAGAUGAGCGUGAAGCUUCAGAAUGUCAUAAUAAAUCAAAUUCAGGGGGAGUGGGUAUAAUCGGAUGCAUUUUUUGUUUACAACCAGGAAGAUAGGCUUAUAACUGGGGUAUGCUUAUAUAUAAGGGAGAGUCCCGAAUAUUCACCAUCAAACGCCAUAUUGAAAAUUCUCUCAACCCUAAAAUUCUCGCUAUUAUAAUUUAUUAUCACAUACCGUGACCACAAUUUUUUCUAUUCCGAAACAACCUAAUCCAUUAUGUUUCCGGCACAGUACAGCGAAACAACUAAAAAGCAGUAUAUUUACACUGUGGCCAUGAUGUUCUACACUGUAGUAAAAGUUUAAAGUCAAUUCUUGUCAGGGAAUAGUAGAAAAUUAAAAUUGAUAUAGACAGUCACAAGUCAAUAACAUUUGUAGGUAGAAGCAUUUAGUGUCUGUCAGUGACAUGUCAUCUAGAACUUCACCCUUUGGUAACAUUACUAUACACUGUCCUUGGUAUAACGGAAACAGAAAGUGGAAGAACUUUUCUCAUUUCAGCCACAAAACUUUGGAACUUAUUCCCUGUUCAUAUUAGAUCUAGUGCUAGCAUAAGGUUAUGCUGGCUUAAAUGGUUUUCUUAUUUCAUAACUUUUAUUUAUUUAUUUAUUUUUUUUCAUUGAAUUUUUAUUUAUUUAUGUUUGUUCUAUUUUUUAUCUUAUUUUCUUAUUUAUUUCCAUUUGAUUUUCUUUUUGUAUACAAAAUAGUAUUAUAAUUAAUUAUGCAGGGGUAUAGGGUAUCUUAUUAUGUAAACACAUCUGAAAAUUAGUUUCUACUUUAAUUUAGGGCAGAGCCCAGUAAGGUUUGUCAGUAUUCUGCUAAACGUUUUAUCCUUAUUAAAUGAAACUAUCAUUAUUAUUAUUAUAAGUAUUAUUAUUAGUAUUAGUAUGAUGUACAAAUUUUGUUUUGGUUCAAUUAUUUUUCCUUGGUUUGAUGUUUAUUUUUGUUUGUUUUUGGCAUGGCAAUAUGUAACAGUGAUCAGUGUCAAGAAAGGAAAAAAAAACAGGGAUAUAAAAAAAUAUACAAUAUUGAACCACAACAUACAGUGUUACUUACUGACAUUGGCUAUUAAGUGAUGCUAAAAUUUGAAAUUGUCAUGUAAGUGAGAUACACAGUCUUUACAAAUGCAGUUUUUGUACCUUGCAGUAAAAUUGUGAUGUCAUGUAUGUGGUUUUUUUUUGUAAAUAGGUUAGCUAUUUCUGAAACAUUUUGCACUGCAAUGUUGUCUUUUUUUCUAACGUUUUGUGUUGGUCCUUUUUUUUCUUUAUUGUUUCACAGCACAGAGUUCAGUUCUCAGUCAACUUAGAUGUUACUUCUUAUAAAAAUGGAGUCAGAGAGACCCAUAAUCCUAAAGGAAGAGCUCUUGCUCCUGUUGUUUGGGACUUUUAUGAGGUUUGUUAACAUCAUUCGUUCUACAAUAAUGUAGUAUGUUAUUUUGUUUUUAUUCAAAAACCUGUUUAUAGUCAACUCUCUCUAAGAAAGACGCCUUUGGAACCUUCGAAGCAUUGAAAAGAAGUUGCCGUGGGUUUCCUGUGGCUGAACAUUUUAACAUGGCUGGUCACUCAAUUGGCGACGCUUUGGUUCGAGGAAUGAUGCUCUCUGUAGAUAACAUGCAACGGAAACGCCUGGAAAUGUGACUGAUAUUUCAAUUUGGCAUCAGUCAGCCGCGCAGUUUAAACUCCGACUUCCGUUUCCUCUACGCUGCGCGUAGAGCCGUGCGUGCACUACAAAGCCUUUAAUUUUUAUUUGUAAUUUAUGGUGUAUAUAAACCUUGCAACGGUUUCAACGAACUGGUAAUUCGGCUGAUGAGGGGCCAGGCCUGAAAUGUUUGGAAAGGAUAACUUCAACCUAAACACGGCACUUUUGUUCAUAUUUCUUUCUUUUUAAUGAACAUUUUUGUUACUUCUAUUUUCUAAAGUAUGUGUUGAUCAUACACCUUUGGAACAUAUGCCACUUAUAACUGUCCAUUUAGGAGUAAUCUUACCGAGGUGUACAUCUUACAGAGAUGUCUGUUAACAGAGAUUCGACUGUACAACCUUUCUGUUAUUGACAUUGGAGGAGUUUGAUUUUUCGGAGGAGGGUGGCAAGAAGGGCGGGUGGAUGGGUCUCCUAGUUCAAAAUAUAGUGUCGAGGUAUGGGGUGACUUUUUUCAGCAACUCUUGCGACUGUGCGGAUCUGAUACUAACCUUUUAAAUUAUUAACUAUUGUUUUCAUCAGAUAAUGUCAGAUUUUAGUUUGACCAAAUUUCUUGCUUGGUUUUAGAAUGGCUGUUCUGUAAGACUUCUAAACCCACAAGCAUUUUCUCAUUCAGUUUGGAAGUUGACUUCACUAUUACAAGAAUACUUUGGUUGCUUGGUUGGUGCAAAUGUGUAAGGAUGACUUUCAAUAUGUUAUUUUUUAUUGUGUUGUGUUUAAAUAUAUCAUAAAUUUCAACUCCAAAAUUUGUGCCUUUGGAUCAAUGUAUAUAGUAGCUAGACUAAGUGUGAAUCAUAAUCUUAAAUUUUAAUUAUUGUGGCUGAAAUGAAAUUUACGCUAAGUUAAUCUCAAGGGAUGGCUAGCCAGCAGUCUCUCGUCAAAGAUAUGUGGAGGCAUCCUGAUCAUGUCACAGGGGCUCAUGUGUGUUUUUACAGCCAUUCUCUUGACGUCAGGCCAUUGCAUUCAUGUGUGGUGGCUCAUUCUUGCCAAUUGUUUUUACUGUUCCCUACCCUUCCCCCCCUAAGGUAAGUCUUUCAGUUUGCAGAGGUAAUAGCAGUGUGAUGGUGCCUGGAUGGAUGCCCCUCCCAGGGUUGUCAAGGUUACACAUUGCUCUUGGCUGCAGUUUGGGGUUCCACAAGCUUCACAGGCACUUCUCCCCCACACUCAUCUCUGUUGAUCAGUUUAAGUUCUAAGAGCCUGUGUACCGCCGCCCCUUCCCCUCCGAUUAGGGACCUUAAGAUACCCUGGACGCGGCGGUAAAGAGAACGGAGAAAGCCUGGAGUGAGGACGCGCGGUGGAAGCGCCCUUUUUGUUUAAUUCUAACUCGUCCAACCCAACUCACGAGCGGACUGCUCUCUCCUAUUUCAUUACGAAAGCACAAAAUUAAGGUAUUCAGCACUUCAGAACGAACUAAGAUACCUUGACGAUCUUUUAUUGGAAGAAAAAUUUGUGCUUCCGGCUAUUACUCCAGUUUCUCUAAAAAAAAAAAACCGAAUUUCUUCGAGGGAAACUUGAGGGUAUGAUCGGAGUUCAGUUUAUCAGCUAUUUGUUGCCAGACUUUUCCGCUUUCCGCUGUUCUAGAUCUUGCUUUAAAACGAUAUGAUACCGCUUCAUCGCUGAACUGAAAGUGAACAAAAUAAAAUUAUAAAAGUUAAUAAAUGAACCAUGGCAUCUUGUUCAAGAUCUCAAUUUUCUCCGACACGUUCAAGUUUAUUACAAGCCUAGAUUUUUUGUUUUUCAACAAUUUUUAUUUGACUUCUUGUCUCUUAAAGUUUUCAAAUACUAUCCUAAAGCGAGAACGUUGUCCCCUUAAAAACAACCAGUUAUAGUGUUACAUUUAUGUCGAAAGACUCAGCACUUUCAUUCUCAGUUGCCGCCAAAACACUGAACCCAAAAGGCUUGAUAGCAAAAAAAUAAGAGGCAAUCUUGAGAGAACACCUCACGAAAAACACUUAAAUGUGUCUCGUUAAGUAAAACGGAUCGAAAAUCCUGUACGAAAAGCAAUUUCUGGCUGAAAACAAGAAAACCAACUCACCGUUUUACGAGGCGGCCAAACUUUUAGUUUUCACCGUCGCGACUUCAGGUCGACGCUGUGGUAUUAUGCUAAUUAGUUCCAAGAAUUGAACAUUUCACUUCCGGUUGACGUCCUCCUCGGCCGCGUCCAGAGUAUCUUAAGGUCCCUAUUUUUUCUGAGGGGAGGGGGCUGCUGUACACAGGGUAUUUAAGUUCAAAUGAUCUAUUAUUUCUCUCUGCAGUUACCUAACUCCACCUGGUUCUCAAGGAUUUGCACCACAUUAUGAUGACAUUGAAGCUUUUGUUGUACAGCUGGAGGGCAGAAAACACUGGAGGCUCUAUAACCCCAGGUUAUAAUAAUUUUGAAACAAAUUAUUAUUGAAUGAGGCUGAGUGUGGUCUAAAGAAUUUACCUGCUGAUAACACCCCCUCAAUCUUCACAAUACUUCAAAUCAUAUGAAAGCUGAAUCCAAUAAUAAUUGUUGUAAAGUCAAACCUCCAUGUGCGACCACCUCCCAUGAGCGACUGCCAAUCCAAAACACCAAAAUUUUCCCAGUCAAAGCCUUACAGCUGGAACCUCUAGUAAACGACUACCUCCUGUAUUAAGCGACCACAACCACUUUUUGGGCGUGAGGGUUAAUCACUUUCCAUUGUUUUUAACCUCCUGUAACUUACUACUUGACGCCUUAUCUAAUUUUUAUGUUCGCUGUGUGCACUAUGCUACUUAGAAUAUACGAAGAACUUUAGUGACAACACGUAACUAUACAUGUCGUAACUUAGACAAUGCAUGCAAUAAAUUAUCUUCCAUAAAGUAGAUGUGCCUGGACCUCUUCUCAAAUGAAAUGCCUUGUGGAAUGUUUAGUGUGGCAGAUAUUAUUUAAAUAGCAGUUGUCAUCUUUUGAGUUGUAUUUUUCAUGCUGUUUUGCUAUGGUUUUAGCUACAAGUUUGGCUAUUUCUACUAUUCAAAGCAUGUGGGAUUUUUUCACUAUUUUCUACUAAGAUAACAGAGCUAAUGCAACCUUGUACUCUCCAGGGUUUCUCUGUUUCCAUCUCUUUUUCUGGGUAUGGUCUGUAUUCUUGAUGCCUUUGUUAUGAAUGUUAUGAACCGACUCCAAUUUAGAAGGAUUUGUAUGGAGUCAAUGGAGCUAACUGGGCUAAUAUCUCAGAAACAGUUUGCCCCAGAAUGCUUGUUUUGGCAAGUAGGCCUUUUGGAUGUUGUUCUUUCUUGAUAUCCCAACAAAUCCCAUAAUUUCACAAAUUUAAUUUUUUAUGAUGUCACACUUAAGGAUUGUCUUUUUUGUUGCUCUUCAGAAAUGAUACAGAAGCUUUACCUAGAUAUUCCAGUGGUAGGUUUUUUUGGUAUUGUGACUGAAACCUUCACCCGCCAAUAUAUAUAUAUAUAUUUUUAUAUUUAAAAGUAGGUUGAGUUUCAUCGUCCGGGUGAAGUCAAUGUAGUCCUGAAUAGGACUGUUGUUGUUGACAGUGACUGACGUAGUGACUGACGUCAGUCACUGUCAACAACAACAGUCCUAUUCAGGACUACGUUCACCCGGACGAUUAAACUCAACCUACUUUUGAAAUGACUCCUGGGUUCAAACCUUUCACAGCCUUUAUAUUUAAUUCAUUAACUUAUUUAUUUUGUUAGGUAAUUUCAGCCAGGAGGAAAUUGGAGAACCCAUUCUUGAUACAGAGUUGGCUGCUGGAGAUGUCUUGUAUUUUCCAAGAGGAACAAUUCAUCAGGUUUGUUUCGUUAUCUUCUGCUUAAGCUUUUAGGGUGCUACUUGGUAAACCAAAGAGCCACUGUUUAUGUAUUACACAUCACCGCUAGUUUAUUGAAUGAAUGAUACUGAAAUGUUAAAAGAGGGUAGAUCUUGAGCUGUCAAGAAAUACAUUUCGAAGAAACGUGUAGCUUUUACUGUGUCCUUAUCGUUAGAUAGAAUUUAAGGAGCUGUUACACGAAAUUUAAAAUUGAAUGAAACUUAAGAAUAACCGCUCAAAACAUGAAAAGAAGGUAUAAAUAACUCUGGCAGCAAAUUCAAAAGAAGGGACGGAUUUUCAUGAUUAUCAAAUACUUUUUUUAAAGAAAUCCGAAGCUACUUACAUUUCUGGGCACAACCCAGUUCACAUUCCUGACGAACCUUGAGGACCACACUGUGUGUCAGUCGCAUGUUAUUUUUUUUCUUCGAACAACAUUUUUAUUGACGGUCUGUCUGUUUCAUUCCUUCUGUUUUAUUUUCUUUAUUUAGGCUGACACUCCAAGUGAUACCCAUUCCCUGCACAUCACUCUGUCAACUUAUCAAAAGAAUGCUUGGGUUGAUUUUAUGGAAAAGGUCUGUACUUUACUCAGUAAACCGGCGCUUUCACUCCCAAAAGAAGUCAAAGUCAAAAUUCAACAAAAUUUCCUAAAUUUCAUUUUGUGAAACGCUGAAAUAAAGAUAGUACCAAGUGAAAGUUCUGCCAAAGUGGUCUCUUAUUAGAGAGCUUUAGAUUCUAAGACGAAAACGGCAUCGAGAACAAGAUUUUCUCAAUACUAAGUAGUGCGCGCGCGCGAACCAACCUCAUGUUGGUGGGAAAAUGUGGUAUCCGUCGUCAUUCUACCACGUGUUUUAACGAAAAUGUCGUAGUGGGGAAAACAAGUUAUCAAAUGUUAGGAGUUUCAUCAUUUAGUGAUCGGGAGGGGGCUUUACCUCCUUCAAGGGAAAUAAGCGUACUAACUUUUGUGGUGAAAAAAAAGUACAACGAAGCUUUCCGGGGAGUCUAUUUCUAGAGAAUAGGCGAGAAAACUUAAAAUUAAAAAUUAAAUGUCGUCCUCGUCCUCGAACCUGAAGCUCUCUAUUAAUCGUCACACGACAGGAUUUCGUCCAUAGACUCAAAAGUUAAAACCACCCUACUAGUCGAGAGAGACUUCUUCAUUCACUUUGGGAUUGAAAGGUUAAAGAUUUUCUUAAGCAUCCGUUUUGUAACUGAAUUAUUGUAAAGCACGCCGCAUUAAAAGUCAGAAUUGCACAGGAGGCCUUGUACUAAGAGUAAUACUCGCCAAAUAAAAGUGCGUUCGACACCUGCGCCAGCAGCCGUAGACUUACCACAGGUGGAGCUCACGAGUUUCUGCCAUAUUAAAUCAGACGAAGGUCUCUUUGGAAAAUGUACAGCAGCUGCUUUCACAAAAAAAAUUAUGCUUUUGCCGUUAACACAGUGGAAACUCUUGAGAAAUAGAUGAAGUGUUACUCGAUGCACUAGAAGCAGAUGAUACGUGAAAGAACUAUGAUCGAAAACGAGACAAAAUACAGUGGAACCUCGAUAUAACGAAGGCCAAGGGACUAACGAGGUCUCAUUAUAUCGAGGUUUUUUUUCACAUAUAUUACUAUUAGUUGGGUAAAGAAUGUCAUUCGUUAUUCCGAGGACGUCGUUAUAUAGACGUUCGUUAUAUUUAGGUUCUACUGUAUGACGUUAGUGGUCUGCAAAGGUUUGCCAUAUUAAAUGCUAGUGUGAAAACUAUGACCCAGCCGUUGCGAAAAAACAAGCCAAUAUGGCCAAACGGUUGUCCGUCAAGUGAAAUCUCAAAUUUUUCUUUCUGUGACUGGCAGGAACCCCAACAAAAGACUCUAGAUUAGAAUUGCGGUCUACUGCGUCGGACGCAACUAUUUUGUAGAACGUUAAAACUAUAAUAAGUUAAUUUAAAUUUGUUUUUAGUUGAUUCCAGGAGCACUGCAAACCGCAUUCGAGGAGGAUCUUGAGUUCCGUCAGGGUUUGCCACUGAAUUAUCUCGACUAUAUGGGUGUGGCAAAUUCAGAGUUGGUAAGCUUCCGUGGGUACUGCUAUGAUGGGUAUGGUUUUCAAGCAGAUUAGUCUGGGAUAGGGUAUACAAAUCAGAAACGUUAGGUUUAGAAUAGGGCUCACUUUCCAGGCAAGUGGUCAAUGGGUUGAAAAUUUUAGUCUAGAUUAGGAAUGCCAGGAAUUAAUACUUAAAAAUAUGAAAUCGGCAAUUUAAAUUUGCCUGCAACUUAAUUUAACAGCAAAGAAAUCAUCGACCUUUAUAGUUUCUGGAAAAUAACGACUCAAGGAUAGGGAGGGAGUUUGGGAGUUAAAUCUUAGCAAAAUUCAGCUGAACUAGCUCUGGCAUACAUAGGCUAAGGGUUCCGGGUCCCGGCGGCACAUCCCCACUCAAAUUGCUGAUAGUGAAGAUGUGGUUUAUGCUACAACUGAAUAAUUGUCACAAAAGAAGGGGGGGGGGGGGGGGGCUUUCGGCUUUUGGACGGGGGAGGGUUUAGAACAAAAAAAUUUUUUUUUUCUGUGGUGUCAAUUUAUUUUUCGUGGUGUUUGGGGAGCUUAACAAACAACUUUGGGGAGGGAAACGAGAGGGGAAAAACGCCAAAAUUCGAGAAAAAAAAAAACUUGGACCGAGUGGGGGGGGGGGGGGGGGGGGGACUUACGGCUUUGGACUGCGGAAGGCUUAGUACAAACAAAAUUUAUUUUUCCGUGGUGUCAAUUGUAUUUUCGCUGAGAUUAGGGAGCUUAAGCAACCACUUUUGCGAUGGUAACGAGAGCGGCAAAAAGCCAUAAUAUCAGUAAAACAACAACUCUGCACGUGCAUCACGGUUUUCGUACAUUCCUUUGCCGUCGUCCCACCACUGCAAUGAGUACGACUUCCAUUACACUAUUUCCGAGUUUCAAAAACUCUCACUUUCAAAACAAGGCUCGGUGCAAAAUCUUUCCUGGGAAAAUUGGUUUCAAUCGCAUGAGAAUAAAAAAUCAUUUUCAUAUCAAUAGCUUCGCGAUUAGCCUCGCUUUGAAACAGAGGCUUGGGGCAGGUUUUGAUGUUGUGGUCGCUUACCGACUAAGUAGGUUUUCUUUUGCGUUUUUACAUUGUUAGCAUCGCGUAUGACUAUUAUUUCUUAGAAAUUAUUCUUCUUUUCAUUUUUUUAGAGCAACAAAGAAAGAACAGAUUUCCUCAGGAAAGUCGAGAAACUGAUGAUGAAAUUAGCAUCGCAUGCUCCAGUGGAUGCAGCUGCUGACCAGGUAUACUGGGUGACUUUUGUCUUUAACUUCGACCAAUCCAUGAAGACUAGCAGAGCAAAAACUUCAAAAUAGAAAGUCUUUUCGGCUAAUCUCGUAAAAGAGAAAACUACUUGAUUUUAAACUGCUUCUUAGAUGUAUUCAUUUCAAGGAAAAAUAGUCAAAGUGCUUCCUUAAACUUUUUGGCCGAAAAUAAACGAUAUUUUUUGUUGUUCUCCCUUUCUGCAUAGAUGGCUGUUGGCGUCCUUCGUGAUUGCUUACCCCCAGUUUUGACAGCAGGUAAAAGAAGAAACCGUGAUAUUGACUUCAUUUAA